AUGGCUGAGGAGCAGGACUUGAUACUGUUUGAAAAUCAGCUUCCUUAUUUUCUUCUUCAAGAGCUAUAUCAAGAACUAUAUCAAAAAAAACAAGACCUCCCCUGCUCCUGGCCGACACCUUCCAAUGAUCAUUCCAUAGAGACUGACAAAGCCAAAGGUCCUCAUGAUGCCCUGAUUGAGCUUACCUGUGAGUUCUUCAAAGAUUAUAAGAAGGGGAAACCCGUCGAGAAUAUAGGAACACCGAAACAUUUCACCAAUUUGGUUAGGCAUUUUCAAUGUCCUGACAAAGCAAAGGAUGGUAAACAUAAUAGCACACCUGUCCAAAAUAUAUACGCUGCAAAGAAGCUGAGGGCAUCAGGCGUGAAGUUUAGGCCACUUAAAGAUGGACCCUUUAUCAUAAAGAUAGAUGAGGCCACUAAAUGUAAGUUCAACUUAGCAUGUGUUAGAAAUAUGGACUUGAAGCUUACACCAUUUGGGGUCAAGGAGGAUGAGACAGAAUGCGUUGUUCAGAACAUCAUGGCCUUGGAGCAGUUUUUGUACCCAGACAAGCCUUAUAUCUGCAAUUACUUUUUGCUUAUGGAUCAGCUGGUGGACACUCUGGAUGAGGUGGAUUUGCUGGUUGAGAACAAAGUUAUUAUUAACAUGCUAGGCAGCAACAAAGCAUUGGCGAAGCUGGUUGAUAGACUUUGCGAGCAGAUCAUGGACGAUCCAUCCUGCUAUUUUGGUAUCAGUGAUCAGCUUAAUAAGCACUAUGAAAAUUUUUGGAACCGUCAUGUGGCAACCCUGAAACGAGUUUACUUCAAGGAUCUCUGGACGGGCAGUUCAACUGUACUUGGAGUUUUCGUUCUGCUUUUCUCUGUCAGUGGAACCACUAAGUAUCUCAUGUCGUAA
Molecule: messenger RNA, 891 nt
Organism: Prunus armeniaca (apricot)
Lineage: Eukaryota; Viridiplantae; Streptophyta; Magnoliopsida; Rosales; Rosaceae
Source: the annotation of a GenBank genome assembly